Messenger RNA from Schistosoma curassoni, 1170 nucleotides. NCBI's taxonomy places the organism in Eukaryota, Metazoa, Platyhelminthes, Trematoda, Strigeidida, Schistosomatidae. The record is from the annotation of a GenBank genome assembly.
AUGUAUGACGGUAUGCAUAGGAAUAAACAUAUGUAUAAAUGCUGAAUAUAAACUUCUCCUGUCUGUAAAUAGUACAGGAUAUUAUUCAUAAUCAUCUGGGUUAUUUAUAAAAUUAUUUGAAUUGUUACUCUUUUUCCAAAUAAAAAAACGAAAAGAUACUACCUCCUCUGAUAGACGACAAAUUUUCAAGGCAGUUUAAUUUCACAUCUAGGAGAAUUUUUCUACAAUGUGCUUUUUUACAUUAUUAUCGUGUUUGUUGUUGCAGUGUAUAUGUCGUAAUACAGCUGGACGACUAAUGAAACGUAAAAAGAAUCCAUCAGAUCGCAGUGUUGGACGGGCGAUAGUGGAUCAAAUGGCACUGUUUCGACGUGCUCCUGGUCCAUCUUUUGUUCCACGAAGUUAAGAAUAUAUACUGAACAGGUAGUCACAAUAAAUAAAAAUGAAAUCUAAGGAGAACUUCUGAAUUAAAUAUAUCCUGGUUCCAUUCGCCUCAGUAUUCCAAUAAAUACCUUUGUGACUACACUCUGUAUCUUGAAUAAACUUUAGGGACCUGCAUUUAUGAUGCUUAUUCGUCUUUUUUUAUGUUUCCUUUCAUUUCGGUGUUACAACGAUGUGUGUUUGUCUGUUCUAUGUACACAAAAUUUUUUUUUAGUUCAUUUUCCUAUUUCUGUACAUUACAAUAUUGUGUGAAAUCCUCUUUAAAUCCUACAAUUUUCGCAAAUCUUCUAUACUACUAUUAAAAUAUUCAGUAGUUAGCUCUUAUUUUUAUUUUGUAUUUUCUGGGUUUUUUCACCCACUGUAAUUUCACGUUCUACUAUUUCUACAAACCAUUACGAUUGUGUAUACUCAUAUGAAAAUGCAUAUUAAUGCGUUUAGAUAUGUAUAAUUCUGUAUUUUUUAACGGUGUGGAGAAACCAGUGCAUUUUCUGAAGUAUUAAAUUGUUUGCCUAUUUGGAUAUGUAUUUUGCCGUAACUUUAAUGUUUAUUCACACGAUAGUCAGUUAAACAUUGUCGAUUACCGAAGUAUUCGACCUUGAUACAGAUUAUUUGGUGUGAAGUUUUACUAUGGAAGUCUAUAACACAACUUAUUUGAUGUUUAUAUCGAAACAGUACCUUAUUUAUUUGAAUACACUUUGUAAUUUUCAAGUUUUAUAAAUUUUUUAUGAAUAA